AUGGACAUGGAACUAGACUUUGGCCAAUAUUACGAAAUUGGCUUUAAUACGCAGCUAAUCGAGGUUUUUCAGGCGAUCAGGGCUUAUUUAUUCACUCUCGAGGAACUUGAAAAAUGUCAAGGACCAUUCGGAGAUGAGGCACCACUCCGUGAACUUGCCGACCAGCGGAACCUCAUUCAACACAGUUUGCUGUCUCUGCCUUCGGUAGAGCAGGUUCCUGGCUGUUACUCAAAAAGUCUCUUGCUAUAUGAGGCCUGCCGCAUUUCGGGCCUGAUAUUUUCUGUUGGAGUUGUUUUUCCUAUACCAUACGAAGCCGCACCUCUGGCAAGCCUGAUGAGAUUGUUGAAACUAGAGCUCCAGAGAAUCCCGCAAUCACGUUGCCAGUCAGCUUGCGCCAAAGGCGUUUUGAUAUGGAUGCUUGUACUUGGUGGCAUAACGGCGAUCGACACCCAGGAGAGAUACUGGUUCGUGCACGAACUCCGAACUAUGGCCGAAACGAGUUCCGUAUGUGAGUGGAGUCAACUCAAGAGAAUUCUGAAACGAAUACUUUGGCUAGAUGGUGCUUGUGACAUUGCAGGACAGGAACUGUGGGAUGAGGUCAAGAGCUCACGUCUAUCCUAG
Molecule: messenger RNA, 621 nt
Organism: Penicillium lagena
Lineage: Eukaryota; Fungi; Ascomycota; Eurotiomycetes; Eurotiales; Aspergillaceae
Exons: 1
Coding region: 1-621 (206 amino acids)
Source: RefSeq, a predicted model, not a curated record